GUAAAAAUGAAGACCAGGUUUGAUACGUACGAUUUAGUAUGUUCGAUCGCAGAAUUACAAAAAUUAGUGGGCAUGCGAGUGAACCAGAUCUACGACAUAGACCACCGAACAUACCUAAUCCGUUUACAACGUAGUGAAGAAAAGAAAGUUUUACUUCUCGAAUCCGGGAACCGGAUUCACACUACCGCCUUCGAGUGGCCUAAGAACGUCGCGCCAUCUGGCUUUAGUAUGAAAAUGCGCAAGCACUUAAAAAACAAGCGCCUUGAAUCUUUGACCCAGAUCGGAUGCGACCGAAUGGUAGAUCUUCAAUUUGGCAGCAACCAAGCCGCUUACCACGUGAUCCUGGAGGUCUACGACCGAGGAAACAUCGUCCUUACCGACCAUGAGUACACCAUCUUAAAUAUCCUUCGACCCCACACAGAGGGGGACAAAAUCCGGCUGGCAAUCCGGGAAAAGUACCCUACAGAUCGCGCUCACUUAACCACAAUGUCACCUCCUGAACUUAUUCAUGAGAAACUAUCCUCCGGCAAAACUGGAGACCCCUUAAAAAAAAUUUUAAACCCUCUUUGCGAGUUCGGGUCCGCUUUGAUAGACCACGUGCUUUUAUUAAACGGAUUUGUACCUGGGUGCAAAGUGGGCAAGAGUUUUUUUCUGGACAAGGAUUUUGACCGGCUGAUGGUAGCCUUGAACCAAGCUAGCAAUUUGAUGGAGCAAGCAAAGACAAGUCCAUCAAAAGGCUACAUAGUCCAAAAAAAGGAGACCAAAGCUGUUGAUAGCGAGGAAUUCAUUUUGGCCAAUAUUGAUUUUCACCCCCGGCUGCUGGAGCAGUUUAAAGAACAACCAUUCAAAGAGUUCGAUACCUUUGACCUGGCUGUUGAUGAAUACUACUCGACAAUGGAGGGCCAGAAGCUGGACUUGAAAGCUCUUGCACAGGAACGUGAGGCGCUGAAGAAGCUGGAGAACGUCAGGAAAGACCACAAUCAGCGGCUGGCUGGUUUAGAAGCUCAUCAAGAAACCGACAAGCAGAAAGCAGAGAUGAUAAUCUUGAACCAGGAGCUGGUGGACAAUGCUAUACUCGCGAUCCAGAGUGCUUUGGCAAAUCAGAUGCCCUGGCCAGACAUCCAGGUGCUGAUCACUGAAGCCCAGGUCAGGGGUGACCCGGUUGCGCUAGCUAUUAAAGCUCUGAAGCUGGAGACCAAUCAUAUCUCUGUCUACCUGACCAAUCCUUAUGACAGUGAAGACUCUAGUAAUGAGAAUGAAGGAGAUGUGGAGAGGAACAUCAAGCCGAUGCUUGUAGACAUUGAUCUAGCACAGACUGCUUAUGGAAACGCGCUGAAGUACUUUGACCAGAAGAGGUCAGCUGCGAAGAAGCACCAGAAGACGAUUGACGCUCAGGGAAAGGCGCUGAAGUCCGCUGAGAGGAAGACCAAGCAGACUUUGAAAGAGGUUCAGGCAAUUCAUAGUAUCAACAAGGUCAGGAAGGUGUACUGGUUUGAAAAGUUCUACUGGUUUAUUACUAGUGAGAAUUACCUGGUGAUUGGAGGAAGGGACAUGCAGCAGAAUGAACUGAUUGUUAAGAAGUAUCUCAGGGCUGGAGAUGUUUAUGUCCAUGCUGAUCUUACGGGAGCGAGUUCUAUUGUAGUGAAGAAUCCUAGUGGGAAUCCGGUGCCGCCGAAGAGCUUGGCUGAAGCGGGAACCAUGGCGGUGGUGUACAGUGUCGCUUGGGAUGCUAAGGUCGUUGCUGGAGCUUGGUGGGUUCAUCAUGAUCAGGUGUCCAAGACUGCGCCGACUGGAGAGUAUUUGACUACCGGGUCGUUUAUGAUCAGGGGGAAGAAGAAUUACUUGCCGCCUUGUCAAUUGGUUAUGGGACUGGCGUUCUUGUUCAGGCUUGAGGAUGGAAGUAUUGAGCGGCACAAGGGAGAGAGGAAGUUUAGGGGGAUUGAGGAUGAUGAAAGUGUCUUUGGAGAUCAAGGGGAUGAUGUUGAAAUUGAUAUUGAUUCCGGGAACGACUCGGAUGGUAAUGACUCUGAAGGUAAAGAAGAUUUUGACGCCGAAGGUAAUGAAAAUGAUGCGGAUAAAGAAGAAACCGUUGAAAAAUUACCAGCAAUUGAAGAAAAUGAUUCUGAUUCUGAUCAAGAGUCACUUUUUCCAGACACUCAGAUAAAAUUAGAUUUAACUGGGUCUAAAGUUAAAUUACUAAUUGAUAAUAAAAGACCAUUGGAGCCAGAAGAAGAAAUAGUGUACCUGGGAGAUGACAAGCCAGUUGUAGUUAAACACUCACAGAAAAGCAAACCAAAGGCUCCAGAGACUCCCAAAGAGGAUGCUAAAGAUUCCGCAAAAGUUGAACCGAAAGAUUCUGGGAAGCCGAAGCGAGGCCAGAAGGCAAAGCUGAAGAAGAUAAAGGAGAAGUACAAGGAUCAGGAUGAAGAAGACCGGAGGAUUAUCAUGGAGAUGACAAAGCCUAAUCCGGCGAGGGAAGAAAGGAGGAUGAAGAAGAAGAAGAAUGUUCACUUGGACAAGAACCAGCAGAAGAAAAAAGGCGGAAAGCCUAUGAUGGUAAAACAGGCUCCUGAAGGCGAGGAAGAUGAUGAAGAAGUCGGUCCAGCGCCUGAGUUAGACAUGUUGGAUCAGUUUACCGGCAAGCCUGUUGAUGAAGAUGAACUCUUGUUUGCAGUUCCUGUUAUCGCGCCUUAUUCUACGGUGGUUAAUUAUAAGUACAAGAUUAAGUUGAUGCCCGGGACCGGGAAAAGAGGAAAAGCGGCUAAGACGGCCGUUGCUAUGUUUUUAAAAGACAAAGCUGCGACUCCGAGGGAAAAAGAUCUGCUUAAAGCAGUCAAGGACGAAGUUGUGGCUAGGAAUAUUCCAGGAAAGGUUAAGAUUAGUGCGCCCCAAGCUCUCAGGGGUAAAAAGUGA
This is a messenger RNA of Cotesia congregata, 2913 nucleotides long. Lineage: Eukaryota; Metazoa; Arthropoda; Insecta; Hymenoptera; Braconidae. The record is from the annotation of a GenBank genome assembly.